GCCCAUACUUUUCUCUCUUUCCCCAAAAAAGGCCCAUACUUGUUUCUUUCUCUUUUAUUGCAAUCCUCAACUUGAUUAACUUCCGUUACCCGCCAUGAAUUUGAUCUUGCUCUUCUUCUUCCUUUCUUUAAUCUCUCAAGUCCCAUCCGAACCCAUCCUCACCGUCAACCCCAAAACUCUUUCUAAAUCAGGUGAUUCGGUUCACAUCCAAUGGUCCGGCAUCGAGUCACCGUCCAAGCUCGACUGGCUCGGCCUCUACUCGCCCCCCGACUCACCCCAUCACAACUUCAUCGGUUACAAGUUCCUUUCAUCUUCUUCCUCAACUUGGGAAUCUGGAGCGGGCUCCAUUUCUCUCCCCCUCACCUUCCUCCGCUCUAACUACACCUUCCGGAUCUUCCGCUGGACCGAAUCCGAGGUCAACCCGGAAAUCCACGACCAGGAUCAUAAUCCCCUCCCGGGCACGAAGCACUUGUUGGCGGAAUCCGAGACGGUGGGUUUCGAAUUGGGUCGUGGGCCGGAGCAGAUCCACUUGGCGUUGACCGGUCGGGAAGGGGAGAUGCGGGUGAUGUUCGUUGCGGAGGACCCAGAGGAGAGGCAGGUGAGGUACGGAGAGAAGGAAGGAGAGUGGGAAGGUGACGUGGCGGUGGCACGUGUGGGGAGGUACGAGAGGGAAGACAUGUGUCACGCGCCGGCCAAUGAGAGCGUUGGUUGGAGAGAUCCUGGUUGGAUAUUUGACGCUGUCAUGUCGGGUUUAAGGGGUGGGGUGAAAUACUAUUAUCAGGUUGGAAGUGAGUCUAAAGGUUGGAGCACGACACGUAGCUUUGUGUCAUGGGACAAAAGUUCAAACGAAACAAUAGCCUUCCUAUUUGGAGACAUGGGGACUGCUACACCCUACUUAACCUUUAGUCGCACACAAGAUGAAAGCAUAUCAACCAUUAAGUGGAUCCUGCGUGACCUUGAAGCUCUUGGAGAUAAGCCUACUUUCAUUUCCCAUAUCGGGGAUAUCAGCUAUGCAAGAGGCUAUUCAUGGUUGUGGGAUGAAUUUUUCAACUUAAUUGAGCCUGUUGCCUCCAAGGUACCGUAUCAUGUGUGCAUUGGCAAUCAUGAAUAUGAUUGGCCUUCACAGCCUUGGAAACCUGACUGGGCCAAUUCAAUUUAUGGAACUGACGGAGGUGGUGAAUGUGGGGUUCCCUACAGCCUUAGAUUCAAUAUGCCUGGCAACUCUUCAGAACCAACAGGAACCCAUGCUCCAGCUACCCGAAACCUUUACUACUCAUUUGAUAUGGGGCCAGUUCAUUUUGUGUACAUGUCAACCGAAACCAAUUUCCUUCAGGGAAGCAGUCAAUAUGACUUUCUGAAGCAUGAUCUAGAGUCGGUUGAUCGGAUGAAGACCCCUUUUGUUGUAGUUCAAGGGCAUAGACCUAUGUACACUACAAGUUUCGAAAGUAGGGACGCCCCAUUGAGAGAGAAAAUGCUUGAGCAUUUGGAACCUUUAUUUGUGAAAACCAAUGUGAACCUUGCAUUAUGGGGCCAUGUUCAUCGGUACGAGAGGUUUUGUCCAUUGAAGAAUUUCACAUGUGGAAGCAUGGGGCAGAAGGGGAAGGAUUGGGAGGCAUUACCAGUUCAUGUUGUGAUUGGGAUGGCAGGACAAGACUGGCAACCAACAUGGGAACCUCGACCAGACCAUCCACACGAUCCCGUCUACCCACAACCCAAGAGGUCUUUGUACCGCACAGGCGAGUUUGGGUACACUAGAUUAAUUGCUACAAAAGAGAAACUUACACUAUCGUUUGUAGGAAACCAUGACGGGGAGGUGCAUGACAUGGUUGAGAUUUUGGCAUCUGGGCAAGUUCUCAAUGGUGGUGAUGAUAACAAUGGUAAAGUCGGAGCAGUCCAUAAGGUUGAUGAUGUGACACGGUACUCAUUUUCACACUAUGUCUGGGGUGGUAGUGUCUUGGUGCUUGGUGGUUUUGUUGGCUAUGUUCUGGGUUUCGUUUCACAUGCUAGGAGACAAAUUGCAACAGAAAGGGGCUGGACUUCCUUGAAAACCGAGGAGCGAUGAACAGCUACUGUGUGCUGCAAAUUAUCAAAACCUAUUUGCAGUGACAUAAUGGUGCUUUCAUGCUAUUUGCAGGGUAUGGUGCCUUAAUGUUUCUCCAAAUUUGUAUCUCCUGUACAUCUUCCUUGGAAUAUUUGUAUCAACGUAUUCACAUAAAAAAAUUAGGGUUCCAGUUUGUGUUUUUAUUUUCAUCCGUACUUCUGUACAUAUUUCUUGAACUAUUUGUAUCAAUGUUUUCGCAUAAUAUUUUGAACGAAAGUUUUAUAUUUUA
Gossypium raimondii (Peruvian cotton) is the source of this 2330-nucleotide messenger RNA. RefSeq names its product probable inactive purple acid phosphatase 2. Gene Ontology annotation, molecular function: metal ion binding; acid phosphatase activity. The record is from RefSeq and is a predicted model, not a curated record. The transcript has 2 exons. Bases 95 to 2062 code for a protein of 655 amino acids. NCBI's taxonomy places the organism in Eukaryota, Viridiplantae, Streptophyta, Magnoliopsida, Malvales, Malvaceae.